CACGGGAGAUGCUCGCUCUUCCCGGCGAGGCGACUCAAGUCUCCCGGUCCCUCCAGGAGGUCAAGACACCCCGCAGACAGAUCCUAAGAACCGGCACCCAGAAUCUGGGAAGACCGCAGGGCUCUACCUUCCACUUCCGGGAUGGCGGCCCGCGAGGCUCAAGGCGCGCCGCUCGCUCCCAGCCCAGCGUCUCCGCGGCCCGCCCGCCGCUCGCUCCUCUCGCCCGCCCCGCCGAGUCCGCCGGGCGCGCGCAGCUCCACUUCCGGCGUGCGAGGCGGUGACAAUGGGAGCGGCGCGGGCGGCGCCGGGAGGCAGCUGACAGGCGUCUGCGGCUCCGCUUCAUGGCCGCUCUCCCGCGCAGCCUGCGCUGUGUGAGGAGCCGGGCAGCCCGCGGCGGUCUGCAGCCGGGGCCGGAGGCCGUCCGGCCGAGCUGGGACGUGGGAGCCGCGCCGCUGAGGCGCAGCAUGUGAAGCGGAGACGGCCUCGAGCGCGGGGCGAGCCUCUCAGCCGGCCGGCAUGGCCACGACGGCCGAGCUCUUCGAGGAGCCUUUUGUGGCCGAUGAAUACAUCGAACGUCUUGUGUGGAGGACCCCAGGAGGUGGUUCUCGAGGUGGACCUGAAGCUUUUGAUCCUAAAAGGUUAUUAGAAGAAUUUGUGAAUCAUAUUCAGGAACUCCAGAUAAUGGACGAAAGGAUUCAAAGGAAAGUAGAGAAGUUAGAACAACAGUGUCAGAAGGAAGCUAAGGAAUUUGCUAAGAAGGUCCAAGAGCUCCAGAAAAGCAAUCAGGUUGCCUUCCAACAUUUCCAAGAACUGGAUGAGCACAUUAGCUAUGUAGCCACCAAAGUGUGUCACCUUGGAGACCAGUUGGAAGGGGUAAACACACCUAGACAGCGUGCAGUGGAGGCUCAGAAAUUGAUGAAAUAUUUUAAUGAGUUUCUAGAUGGAGAAUUGAAAUCUGAUGUUUUUACAAAUUCUGAAAAGAUAAAGGAAGCAGCAGACGUCAUUCAGAAGUUGCAUCUGAUUGCCCAGGAGUUACCUUUCGAUAGGUUUUCAGAAGUAAAAUCCAAAAUUGCAAGUAAAUACCAUGAUUUAGAAUGCCAACUGAUUCAGGAGUUUACUAGUGCCCAAAGAAGAGGGGAGAUCUCCAGGAUGAGGGAAGUAGCAGCAGUUUUACUUCAUUUUAAGGGUUAUUCCCAUUGUAUUGAUGUUUAUAUAAAGCAGUGCCAGGAGGGUGCUUACUUGAGAAAUGAUAUAUUUGAAGAUGCAGCAAUACUCUGUCAGCGAGUGAACAAGCAAGUUGGAGAUAUCUUUAGUAAUCCAGAAGCUGUACUGGCUAAACUUAUUCAGAAUGUGUUUGAAAUCAAACUACAGAGUUUUGUGAAAGAUCAGUUAGAAGAAUGUAGGAAAUCGGAUGCUGAGCAGUAUCUCAAAAGUCUCUAUGAUCUGUAUACCAGAACCACCAAUCUUUCCAGCAAAUUGAUGGAGUUUAACUUAGGUACUGAUAAACAGACUUUCUUGUCUAAGCUUAUCAAGUCCAUUUUCAUUUCCUACUUGGAAAACUAUAUUGAAGUAGAGAUUGGAUAUCUGAAAAGCAGAAGUGCUAUGAUCCUCCAGCGCUAUUAUGAUUCAAAAAACCACCAAAAGAGAUCCAUUGGCACAGGAGGUAUUCAAGAUUUGAAAGAAAGGAUUAGACAACGUACCAACUUACCACUGGGGCCAAGUAUUGAUACGCAUGGGGAAACUUUCCUAUCUCAAGAAGUGGUAGUUAAUCUUUUACAAGAAACCAAACAAGCCUUUGAAAGAUGUCAUAGGCUUUCUGAUCCUUCUGAUUUACCAAGGAAUGCCUUUAGAAUUUUUACCAUUCUUGUGGAAUUUUUAUGUAUUGAGCAUAUUGAUUAUGCUUUAGAAACGGGGCUUGCUGGAAUUCCAUCAUCAGAUUCUAGGAAUGCAAAUCUCUAUUUUUUGGAUGUUGUACAACAGGCCAAUACUAUUUUUCAUCUUUUUGACAAACAGUUUAAUGACCACCUUAUGCCACUAAUAAGCUCUUCUCCUAAAUUAUCUGAAUGCCUUCAGAAGAAAAAAGAGAUAAUUGAGCAGAUGGAGAUGAAAUUGGAUACUGGCAUUGAUAGGACAUUAAAUUGUAUGAUUGGACAGAUGAAGCAUAUCUUGGCUGCAGAACAAAAGAAAACAGAUUUUAAGCCAGAAGAUGAAAACAAUGUUUUGAUUCAGUAUACUAAUGCAUGUGCAAAAGUCUGUGUUUAUGUAAGAAAACAAGUUGAGAAGAUUAAAAAUUCCAUGGAUGGGAAGAAUGUGGACACAGUUCUGAUGGAACUUGGAGUACGUUUUCAUCGGCUCAUUUAUGAGCAUCUUCAACAAUAUUCCUAUAGUUGUAUGGGUGGCAUGUUAGCAAUUUGCGAUGUAGCUGAAUAUAGAAAAUGUGCCAAAGACUUCAAGAUUCCAAUGGUAUUACAUCUUUUUGACACUCUGCAUGCACUUUGCAAUCUCCUGGUCGUUGCUCCGGAUAACUUAAAGCAAGUCUGCUCAGGAGAACAACUUGCCAGUCUGGACAAGAACAUCCUUCACUCCUUCGUACAACUUCGUGCUGACUAUAGAUCUGCCCGCCUAGCUCGACACUUCAGCUGAGUUGAAGUUACAAAGGAAAUGUGUUGUAUUUCAGAAGGCCUCGAGUGAUAGAAAGCACAGAAGAUAGAUUCCUUAUGACACAGCCAAUGUUUUAUGUGAAAAAAUGAUUGGAAGAAAGCAGCAGCCAUACUUACCCAGGAAUUUCAUUGAAAGUUGGACACCAUUAGCUAUAUUUUGCUUUUUACUUUUCCCUAUUACAUUGAAUUCCAUACUUUAAUUUAUAAAUUUCAAAUUCUAUAAACCUAUAUGUGACUGUUAUAAUCCUGAAAAACGUUGGUGUGAGAAGAUGAAUGAGUUUCACCAGUGUUUGGGUUCUUGAUCUCUAAUGCAUUCUCUCUGGAAACCCUACCAUUCCUGUUUUGAUUAAAGUAGGUGAAGUGCAGUAAAACUAUACUUCUUAUUUAUCAGUUCUUCAGUUAACUUUUUAGUACCGGUGAUUGUUAAUUAAGUUAUUAGGUUUUCCGAAAGAACUUGUAACAACUCAAAAAGACCACAGUUGAGCAUCAUUUCUAUAGGUGGAUGGGGGGCUUUUCCUGAGGUACAGCAAUACUAGUACAGAGAAAAUGUUAUGAACUAAACUAAAAUGAUGAACUGUUCUAAGUAGAUGGUAGGAACAAAUCAGAAUAUAUCUGCUUUCUGGGUAAAAGGUCAAGUUUACUAUUUCUUAUUUGAUAAAUAGAUUUAAGCCAAUUAAUUAGUAAGAAAUUAAUGAAACUACCUUAUUUUACAUUUAGCUUAAGGUGGAAUACUUUAAAGGACCAUGUUUGUUAUUUUAAUACUCUGAGUAAAAAAGUGACAUAUAGUGUAAAUGAUAUUUAAGAGAAAUAGCAACAUGUUUAGCAACAAUGCAGUCAGUCCCUUAAGACCAACCUUGAAUGAAAUGGGAUGGCUAAACAUGCAGUAGUCUUCUAUUAUAAGAGGAAUUGAGAAUUUCAGGUAAUAAAUAUUACGUAUUCCAAGUUUGGAGGCAAGCUCACAGCAAAAGCCUGCUUUUCAGUUCUGAAGAUUCUUUCAUUGUCCAUUUUCAAGGCAUUUCUGAAGUUAUUCCUACUUGGAUAUUAUUGAUUGAAUUGGCUUAAUAUGGUACAAUAAUAAAGCACUCACAAAAGUUUAAACAUCACAUAAAAAUUUAGAAAGGUCAUUGCUCUGUAAACCCUAUUAACUUACUCUGUGAGAAUACAUUCUAAGUUAUAUAUAUAUAUAGUCCAUUAGAUUGUUCAUGGUCUUCUAGGACCUAGGUAAGCUGUAAUAUUCAGCUCAUUCAGAGCAUUGUUUUCUCUUAGGGUUUGGCCUAAUUUGGGGUGAAUUGUUUAUUUCUUCUGAGAACCUCACUCUGAAUAGUUUCCAACAUUACCAAGCUGUCUAAUGCAGAGCUAGCUACUGUACAAGUUACUGUUGACUGUAUUUCCAUUUUCUGUUUAGCCCAGUGUUACAAAGGUAAGCAAGGGCAAUGAGCAUGCCAACUUUUGUCACUUUUAUAAGACAUUGUGGCAGUUUUCGAGGCUUUCCAGACAGCAAUCCUCAGACCAGGGAGAACCAGAACAGGUGUGGAUACUAGAAAAGCUCUAUACUUGUACUGUUGCCACUUCAGAAAGCACUGAUGGGAUUCAAAUUAUACCUCUGUUACUUCAAGCCAACAGUUUUCAGACAGUAGUUUUACUGGCCAUUUGAACUCUUUGUACAGUGUCAAUUUGUAAAAAAAAAAAAAAAGAAAGAAAGAAAAAAAAAGAAAAAAAAUCAAAACAUGAGAUAACAUUUUAAGACUUCCAAAUCAGAGAAGCACUUCAAAUUAUUUUGUUUGAAUUAAUUUUUAAAAUUGUAAAGCAGUUACUUGUUUAGAUAUUUUGUUAAUUAUUAUUUCAUUUCCAUGCUUGAAUUCUGUGCAAUAUUUUCCAUUAUGUCCACUGACAGGACAAAGAAAAUUCAAAGUGAAUACCUUAUUUAGAAGUGUUAACUUUCAUGCUCAAUAAACAAAUUCCCUGCAAUUGUUUUUUUUAUUUCACCCAAUUUUUACAUCUUAAGAACAUCUAUAAUGAAUUCUAUAUUUGAUUUUUUUACUAAAAGUAUUCCUUAUUUUUCAUAGUUUAGAUUUCUCCCUUUUUUAGCAGAAAGGAACAUGACUACAUAAUCAAGAUUUAAAAAUCUAACUAGAGUAGGGUGUUUCUCUAAAGAAAUAAAAAUAUGUGUUGUAUAAACAAGUAUACAUUCUUUGCAUUUCACUCUUAAAGUAUUUACAUAUAUGGGUAUCAUAAAAUUUAGUUCAAAAUGUAUAACUCAAAAAAGAUUGUCAAUAGAUAAAAUACUUUUAUACAUACAUGGGAAAUUUUUAGCUAGACAUAAUGGAGCUUAAUAAAUUUUACCAAAAUUUAAAUAAGAAUCUUUAUAAUAUCACACAGUUCUCUGUGUGAACUACACAUAACAUUUAGGUAUAAAUAUUUCAUUUAAAAUGUGCUCCAAAACACUAAAAAGUGUUUGUCUAAACUUAAGUGUCUUAAUUUGGGAUGCAGAACACAGACUUAAGAAGGAAGGCUAGCUUCUGAAUUACUGGAAAUGAUAGAGCACACAAGCCCUUAUACAUAGGUUUAGAAUACCCCCUGAAUUAAUUGAAAAUGAUAGACUACACUAUGAGCCCUUAUUAAGAAUUAUUAGAUAAUAGUUGGGUGGAUCGAUUUUUAAAAUAUGACAAUGUAACCAUUCCAAGACAGUUACUGGCCUCCUUUAGGAAUGUCAUUGCUGUGAAUCUCUAGGGCUUUCCAUGUUUUAAAAAGUGCUGUUAAGAUAGGUUAAAGGAGGUGAAGUUAAAAUUUAAAGCAGGUAAUUUGUGGUAUAUUUCCUUUGCUCUUUCCAUUUUUCUUUCCUUUUAUGCCUAAAUAUUUUACUUUCUGAAUACUAGCUCCUUACACACAGUGAAGUAAUCAGCCAAUGGAUUGAUUCAAAGUAGAGAAUUUACUGCUUCCUUGAGACGUUUCUGCCUACAUAGUACACAUCCAGAUGAAGAGAUAUUGGCUCCUAAAAUGCCCCUGAACCUCAGAAUGGUCAUAGAUAGCUAAGACAUGCUUGAAUUGUUGGUGCAAGAGUAAGGGGCACUCAGAUUUAUGCCUUGUGACCAGAAAAGAUUAUAUCUCCUGAUUAACAUGGUGUUCUUACAAAAAUAUUCUGUCAUUGCCCACACACUGUCCAUUGCUUUUUCAGGAGUGUGAGAUAUUUUCCAGAAGCCCCGUGGACUUACUUGAUUUCUAACAGAGACUUUGGUAUACAAAGUACUCUGAUUUAUCCAGUUCAUUGAAUUAUGUUCAGUUCCUUUACUACUCUACUUGAGAAGGCUUAUCCUACAAUUUACUACAUAUUUUGGGAAAGAAGACCAGUGCAUAUCAUUAUGCCAAAAUAAUUUUUCAUGAUGUUAAAAAUAGCAAUUUAAAAUUUUAACACACAGUAAAGGUAAUUAUAUCUACAUUUAUUGGACUUAAGUCUCAUGUGCUGGGCUAAGUCCUUUACAUUUAUUGUAGAUUCCAGAGUAACUAUCAUUUGGGUACUAUUAUUUCUGUUUGGCAGGUGAAAAACCUAAGGCACAGAACAGGUAAGGAGACCUUUAAGGUCUAUAGGCUGAAACAGGCUCAGACAAAUCUCGUAUAAUGGGAGUGAAUGAUGUCUUUUUUUAUCAUUUAUAUUGCAUUUUUCUUAUUUGUGUGACAUUAUGUAUAUUGCUUAUUUUGAUAGCCUCAUUAGUUUUACUUAAUUUUCUUUUGAUCCAGUAUUUGAUUCUCAUUGCAAAGUUUAGAUAAUGAGGUUGGAAUACAGGAUCUAUAUCAAGCUACUGUUGGAUUUUUAAAAAUGUUUUAGUGUACAAUCAUGCUAUCUCAGUUGGUGUUUAAAGUUAUAUAAGUAGUCAUGAAAUUUUAAUUCUAUAUUAAGUUUGUAUUUAAUGGAAACCUACCCAUCACAGAGGUUUCCCUUAGUGAAUAUAUUAUACAAUCAUUUCAUAUUUUUUCUGCUUAAUAAUUUUAACAAUAGAAAGAGUCUAGGUUAUUUCAUAAAAGUUUUUGAAUUUUUAUUUUCUGAGAUUAUAAUAAUUACAUAAUUUCCUUCUU
Messenger RNA from Onychomys torridus (southern grasshopper mouse), 6731 nucleotides. RefSeq names its product exocyst complex component 5 (gene Exoc5). Gene Ontology annotation, cellular component: exocyst; cytoplasm. The record is from RefSeq and is a predicted model, not a curated record. The transcript is spliced from 18 exons. Gene Ontology annotation, biological process: Golgi to plasma membrane transport; exocytosis. Bases 517 to 2643 code for a protein of 708 amino acids. NCBI's taxonomy places the organism in Eukaryota, Metazoa, Chordata, Mammalia, Rodentia, Cricetidae.